Messenger RNA from Chiroxiphia lanceolata (lance-tailed manakin), 4143 nucleotides. RefSeq names its product calsyntenin 2 (gene CLSTN2). Gene Ontology annotation, molecular function: amyloid-beta binding; X11-like protein binding; kinesin binding. The transcript has 16 exons. Gene Ontology annotation, biological process: positive regulation of synapse assembly; homophilic cell-cell adhesion; positive regulation of synaptic transmission. Bases 155 to 2770 code for a protein of 871 amino acids. Lineage: Eukaryota; Metazoa; Chordata; Aves; Passeriformes; Pipridae. The record is from RefSeq and is a predicted model, not a curated record. Gene Ontology annotation, cellular component: cell surface; postsynaptic membrane.
CAAACACAAACCCUGGAUUGAGACAUCUUACCACGGAAUCAUAACUGAGAACAAUGACACUGUAAUUUUGGAUCCUCCCCUUGUUGCUUUGGACAAAGAUGCACCUGUUCCCUUUGCAGGUGAAAUAUGUGCUUUUAAAAUCCAUGGACAAGAAAUGCCCUUUGAAGCUGUUGUGCUGAACAAGACAUCUGGAGAAGGUCGUCUUCGAGCAAAGAGUCCUAUUGACUGUGAGCUGCAGAAGGAAUACACAUUCAUCAUCCAGGCCUAUGACUGUGGAUCAGGACCAAGUGGAACCAACUGGAAGAAAUCUCACAAGGCAGUAGUCCACAUCCAGGUAAAGGAUGUCAAUGAGUUUUCACCAGCAUUCAAGGAGAGCGUGUACAAAGCCACUGUGACAGAGGGGAAGAUCUAUGACAGCAUCCUGCAGGUGGAGGCCAUAGAUGAGGACUGUUCCCCCCAGUACAGCCAGAUCUGCAACUAUGAGAUUGUCACAACAGAUGUUCCCUUUGCCAUCGACAGGAAUGGUAACAUCAGGAACACUGAGAAACUCAGCUAUGAUAAACAGCACCAGUAUGAGAUAAUGGUAACAGCUUUUGACUGUGGGCAAAAACAUGCAACAGAAGAUGUCUUAGUACGAGUUAAUGUCAAACCAGUGUGCAAGCCAGGCUGGCAAGACUGGGACAAACGGAUUGAAUACAAACCUGGCUCUGGAAGCAUCCCCUUGUUUCCCAGCAUUCAUCUAGAAACAUGUGAUGGACCAGUUUCCUCAAUACACACCACCAUUGAAUUGCAGACCAACUACAUUGGAAAGGGCUGUGAUCGUGAAACGUACUCAGAAAAGUCUCUGCAGAAAUUAUGUGGAGCUUCCUCAGGUGCCAUUGACCUGUUACCAUCUCCCAGUACAACAACUAACUGGACAGCUGGGCUUGUCAUGGAUAGCAAUGACAUAAUUUUUAAAUUUGAUGGAAAGCAAGGAGCCAAAAUCCCAGAUGGAAUAGUCCCGAAAAAUUUAACUGAUCAAUUCACCAUCACUUUGUGGAUGAAACAUGGACCUAGUCCUGGAUUAAGAGCUGAGAAAGAGACUAUUCUCUGCAACUCUGACAAGACAGAGAUGAACAGGCACCACUACGCCCUGUACGUGCACAACUGCAGACUCGUGUUCCUGCUGCGCAAGGACUUCGACCAGGCCGACACCUUCCGGCCUGCCGAAUUCCACUGGAAACUGGAUCAGAUAUGUGAUAAAGAGUGGCAUUACUACAUUGUCAAUGUGGAGUUUCCCGUUGUUACAUUGUACAUGGAUGGAACCACAUAUGAACCUUACCUGGUGACCAAUGACUGGCCCAUCCACCCCUCCCACAUUGCCAUGCAGCUCACGGUCGGGGCUUGUUGGCAAGGAGGUGAAGUCACCAAGCCCAGAUUUGCUCAGUAUUUCCAUGGCAGCCUGGCCAGUCUUACUAUCAGGCCAGGGAAAAUUGAGAGUCAGAAAGUGAUUUCCUGUUUGCAGGCCUGCAAGGAAGGUCUGGAUAUUAAUUCUCUUGAGAGUCUUGGCCAAGGAAUAAAGUAUCACUUCAACCCUUCCCAGUCAGUCCUUGUCAUGGAAGGAGAUGACAUUGAGAAUAUAAAUCAAGCUCUCCGAAAGGUCUCAUACAUCAACUCCAGACAGUUCCCUACUGCAGGCGUACGGCGUCUCAAAGUCUCAUCUAAAGUCCAAUGUUUUGGUGAAGAUGUCUGCAUUAAUAUCCCAGAUAUAGAUGCCUAUGUAAUGGUGUUUCAGGCCAAUGAGCCCAAGAUUACAAUAACUGGGAUGGAUCACUUUGCUAGACCAGCUGCACAGUUUGAAAGCGAAAGAGGUGUUAUUUUGUUACCUGACAUCAGGAUUGUCAGCACAGUCACUAAAAUGGAGCAUCAAGUGGACUUAAAAGAACAUGACAGAGCUGAUAAGCCAGUGAUAGUAGAGGAAAUGCUCCACAACUUGGAUUUCUGUGAUGUUUUGGUCAUGGGCGCAGAACUAGAUCCUGAACAAGAGUGUUUAGAACUAGAUCAUGUGGAUCUCCAAGGAAAACAUCUAGAUGCCACAAAUUCCACAGCAGGAUAUUCAAUCUACGGUGUGGACAGCAUGUUCAACUACGAGCAGGUUCUGCGGCAGAUCCGGUACCGGAACUGGGACACCGCUGCCACCUUCGACAGGAAAUUCAGGGUCAAGUGCUCCGAGCUAAACGGGCGUUACACGAGCAACGAAUUCAACUUGGAGGUUAAUAUUCUACACAGCUCCAACUCCAACUUCAUGGACCAUGUAAAUCAUAUGAUAGUACAACCACAAUUUCUCCAAUCUGUUCAGCACCCUGAGGGGAGUGUAAGUGCUGUUCACAACUCAGUUGUUCCAAGUGUGGCCACCAUUGUGAUCAUAAUCUGUGUGAGCAUCCUCGUUUUUGUCAUAACCUUGGGCGUGUAUCGGAUCCGCACAGCUCACCAGCACGGCUCUGCAGACCACGAGGGAAGCAAAGACAAUGAGAUGGAUUGGGAUGAUUCUGCCCUGACCAUCACCGUCAACCCCAUGGAGAAAUAUGAAAAGCCUCACCAGACAGAAGAGGAGAGUGAGGAAGAAGACAUAGAAGAUGAAGAGGAAGACACAACCAGUGCUGAAUCAGAUGAAAGUGAAGAGGAGGAGGAAGAAGAGGAGGAAGAGGAAGUGAUUGUCCAAAAGGGAGACAAACAGAAUGCCACCAGGCAAGCGCAGCUGGAGUGGGAUGAUUCAACACUCCCAUACUAACAGCCCUGCAGCCAUAUCACACUUUUGUAACAACCAAUACAAUGGUUUUUCAGAGUCUAUGAAUUCAUUGACAGGAUCUGAACUUCUGCUUGCCUGUUUUGCCUAAAGUGUUGUAGUAAUUGGUAAUGAUAGAACAGACCCUUUUCUUACAAAGCCUGGAGAAAACAUGGUACAAACCUACUGGCCUACCCAGUAAUAAUAAAGUAAGUAGGACCUGAUCUGUUAGCAAGCAUAGUUCUCAUUUCCUAUUUCUAUACUACAGAUAUGUGACAAAAGUCCUCUCACUCGACCCAUACAGUUUUUACCUUUGGUUGUUGUUUUUUUUUUUCCACACAAGAGAGAUUUCAGCUUAUUACGAAGAAUUACUUGUAUGGGUCUAAAUAACAGUUUCCAGUUGACUUCACACUCCUACAGGUGUAAAAAAUAAUCCACCUCCAAAUUGGGGCAGGGUUUUAGUGCUACAGGGGACAGAGACUGAAUUCCAUUUGUCGUCUCGUCCUGCCUUCUUGGAUUUAACUGUCCCUUACAAGGGAAUAUCUAGGACCUCACAUGGAAUGUGUGUGUGCCUAUGUAGAAGUGGACAGUGUAUUUUUUCAGGCAUGCUGUCAGACCCUCAAGAGAGGGAUUUUUGUCCAACCUACCGACAGAAAUUUAAGAGAGUUCAAUAAAAACCAGCAACAAGGGGCUGCUGAAGGUUACAAAAAAAACCCCACAAAAAACCACCCAACUUGUUCUGCGUCCACAGAUUGAGUAAUAUGAUCGUAUGCAAACUGUAAAUUCUAAUGGGAUUGAUUCACUGAAAAUCCGUAGAGCUGCUCAUUAGUUAUGGAUUGAGCAAUUUGCAGCAAAUCGAUGCUUUAAACUGUCUGUCCCGUGAAAUCAUUAGCUUGCUGCAGCAUCACACUGAAGCAGUGGAAAAUAAGUGACCCCAUUAUUCCAUAGCUAUGUAUGGCUGGGAUUUAAACAAUUAUUUUAGACGAGGAAAAUGUUCCCUUUUGUUUAGUGAAUGCCAGCUGGAAUUCCUGUCUGACUACAAAACAUUAUGCCCUAUUUCUUCUGUACCCCUGCCCACCUAUAGUGGCACAAAAGAAAGGAACAACAUACACAACUGUCAGCUCUCUUUUGUGCUCAUAAUUCUCCCUUAUUUCUUCUUCCUGAAGCCAUUUAUGUUGAGAAAAGGUUUUAUAAAGUAGAACAAGGAGAAGUAAAACCUACCUGGAACCAAAAUAAUUGAAAACAAAAACUAAACUCUUAAGAGGUUGAGAGAGUAUUUUAGUUUGUUAUGGUAACACAGCAUAUUUUUCUUAAACACUGUUUUAAAAAAAAAAAAAAAAGGCAAAGCUACGUACAAUGUGUUGAUAAGUCUGUGUGGU